Haliaeetus leucocephalus (bald eagle) is the source of this 5009-nucleotide messenger RNA. It is a transcript of the gene WDR7, whose product is annotated as WD repeat domain 7. Gene Ontology annotation, molecular function: protein binding. The transcript has 27 exons. The coding region runs from base 13 to 4386 and encodes 1457 amino acids. Gene Ontology annotation, cellular component: cytoplasm. The record is from RefSeq and is a predicted model, not a curated record. NCBI's taxonomy places the organism in Eukaryota, Metazoa, Chordata, Aves, Accipitriformes, Accipitridae.
CGCGUAAGCAAAAUGGCAGGGAACAGCCUCGUUCUGCCCAUCGUCCUGUGGGGUCGUAAAGCCCCCACGCACUGCAUAUCCACCCUGCUGCUCAUGGAGGAUGCGUCGAUGAUCGUCACAGGCUGCCAUGAUGGACAAAUAUGUCUCUGGGACCUUUCUUUAGAUUUAGAGAUUAAUCCCAGAGCUCUGCUGUUUGGUCAUACAGCCUCAAUUACUUGUUUGUCAAAGGCCUCUGCUUCCAAUGAAAAGCAGUAUAUAGUGAGUGCAUCAGAAAGCGGGGAGAUGUGUCUGUGGGAUGUGAAUGAUGGGAGAUGCAUAGAGUUUACUAAACUAGCCUGCACACAUACUGGCAUACAGUUCUAUCAGUUUACAGUUGGGACUCAGCGUGAAGGAAGAUUAUUAUGCCAUGGACAUUAUCCAGAAAUUCUUGUUGUGGAUGCUGCUAGCCUUGAAGUUCUUUAUUCUUUAUUAUCAAAGAUAUCUCCUGACUGGAUCAGCUCAAUGACUAUCAUUCGAUCCAAUAGAACACAAGAGGAUACUGUUGUAGCAGUUUCAGUGACUGGCAUCCUGAAAGUAUGGAUAAUAACCUCUGAAGUUAGUCGGAUGCAGGAUACAACACCAGUAUUUGAAGAGGAAUCAAAACCUAUUUAUUGUCAAAACUGUCAAAGCAUUUCUUUCUGUGCGUUUACCCAGCGGUCGUUGUUGGUAGUGUGUUCCAAAUACUGGAGGGUUUUUGAUGCUGGAGAUUAUUCCCUCUUAUGUUCAGUCCCUAGUGAAAACGAUCAGACCUGGACUGGCGGCGACUUUGUGUCAGCUGAUAAAGUGAUUGUAUGGACGGAAGAUGGACAGAGUUUCAUAUAUAAAUUACCAGCCAGCUGUCUACCAGCUAGUGAUUCAUUUCGCAGAGAUGUGGGGAAAGCAGUAGAAAAUCUAAUUCCGCCUUUAUUGUACAGUGUGUUGGACAGAGCAGAUAAACAGCUACUAAUAUGUCCUCCAGUUACUCGAUUCUUCUGUGGACAUAGGGAGUUCUCCUAUAAGCUGUUAAUCCAAGGAGACUCUUCAGGGAGACUGUGUAUUUGGAGUGUGCCUGAUACUCUUGAACAACAAGAUAGUGCAAAAGGACUGCAAACGACAACUUCAGUAUCCCUCCAGGAAGCUUUUGAUAAACUUACUCCUCGCCCUGCUGGGAUUAUAGACCAACUAAGCUUAAUACCAAACAUCAAUGAACCACUUAAAGUUACAGCCAGUGUGUAUAUUCCAGCACAUGGGCGUUUGGUUUGUGGUCGUGAAGAUGGAAGCAUUGUUAUUGUGCCAGCAACACAAACUGCUAUAGUUCAGCUGCUGCAAGGAGAGCAUAUGCUUAGGAGAGGUUGGCCACCUCACCGGACUCUCCGAGGCCAUCGAAACAAAAUUACAUGUUUAUUGUAUCCUCAUCAGGUUUCUUCUCGUUAUGAUCAAAGGUAUUUGAUCUCAGGUGGUGUGGAUUUCUCAGUCAUCAUAUGGGAUAUAUUUUCUGGAGAGAUGAAACAUAUCUUCUGUGUACAUGGUGGAGAAAUUACACAGCUUCUAGUUCCACCAGAAAACUGUAGUGCAAGAGUCCAGCACUGUAUUUGCUCUGUUGCCAGUGAUCACUCAGUUGGUCUUCUGAGUCUGCGGGAGAAAAAAUGCAUCAUGCUGGCAUCCCGUCACCUUUUCCCUAUUCAAGUAAUAAAAUGGAGGCCUUCUGAUGACUAUUUGGUGGUAGGAUGUUCAGAUGGGUCUGUGUACGUCUGGCAAAUGGAUACUGGUGCACUGGACAGGUGUGUGAUGGGAAUAACAGCAGUGGAAAUCCUGAAUGCCUGUGAUGAGGCAGUCCCAGCGGCUGUGGACUCCCUGAGCCAUCCCGCCGUCAACCUGAAGCAGGCCAUGACUAGGCGUAGUCUGGCUGCUCUGAAAAACGUGGCACAUCAGAAACUACAGACUCUUGCCACUAACCUACUUGCUUCCGAAGCAUCUGACAAGGGGAAUUUACCUAAAUAUUCACAUAACUCCCUGAUGGUUCAAGCUAUAAAGACUAACUUAACAGAUCCAGAUAUACAUGUGCUCUUCUUUGACGUAGAAGCCCUGAUCAUUCAGCUACUGACUGAGGAGGCCUCCAGACCCAACACUGCACUCAUUUCUCCAGAGAAUUUACAGAAAGCCUCUGGCGGGUCUGACAAAGGAGGCUCCUUUUUGACUGGCAAACGAGCAGCCGUCCUCUUCCAGCAGGUCAAGGAAACAAUCAAAGAGAAUAUAAAAGAGCAUCUUCUUGAUGAUGAAGAUGAGGAUGAAGAAUCGAUAAGACAGAGAAGAGAAGACGGUGACCCAGAAUAUCGCUCUAGCAAAUCUAAACCAUUAACUUUAUUAGAAUAUAAUCUAACCAUGGACACAGCAAAGCUUUUUAUGUCCUGUCUUCAUGCCUGGGGCCUGAAUUCUGUUCUAGAUGAGCUUUGCCUUGAUCGUCUUGGGAUGCUUAAGCCACACUGUUCAGUGUCCUUUGGCCUCCUGUCUAGAGGAGGCCACAUGUCUCUGAUGCUUCCUGGCUAUAAUCAGCCUGUAGGCAAACCAUCGUAUGAUAGUGUGGAGUUAGGAAGGAAAAUGUCCAUUACAGAAGGGCUUGGAAAGGGGACGUACGGUGUAUCACGUGCUGUCACCACUCAGCAUCUCCUGUCUGUUAUCUCACUGGCCAACACACUGAUGAGUAUGACCAAUGCAACUUUUAUCGGAGACCACAUGAAGAAAGGUCCAACAAGGCCACCUAGGCCAGGUACUCCUGAGAUGUCAAAAGUGAAGGCACCCCCUUCAAUUUCAAGUCAUGCAGCCCAAGGACAAAUUAAGCAAGGGUGGAGCCAGCUCGCUGCUAUGCACUGUGUAAUGCUCCCUGACCUGUUGGGACUGGAUAAAUUCAGACCUCCUCUUCUGGAGAUGCUGGCUCGCAGGUGGCAGGAUCGAUGCUUGGAGGUAAGAGAAGCUGCCCAGGCCUUAUUGCUAGCAGAACUGAGAAGAAUCGAGCAGGCAGGUCGGAAGGAAACCAUUGAUGCGUGGGCUCCUUAUUUACCACAGUACAUUGACAGCGUUAUAUCACCUGGAGUAACCACGGAAGCCAUUCAAACUGGUAGUGCAAGCCCAGAUUCAUUGGGAACAGAAGCAAAAGUUCAGGAAGAGGAGCAUGAUCUGGUUGAUGAUGACAUCACAGCAGGUUGUCUGUCUGGUCUCCCACAAAUGAAAAAAAUAUCGACAUCCUAUGAAGAGAGACGGAAGCAAGCCACGGCCAUUGUCCUGCUGGGGGUGAUUGGGGCAGAAUUUGGAGCCGAAAUCGAACCUCCAAAACUUCUCACUCGGCCACGUAGUUCCAGUCAAAUUCCCGAGGGAUUUGGUUUGACUAGCGGUGGAUCAAAUUAUUCCUUGGCAAGGCACACAUGCAAGGCGCUGACGUUUCUGCUGCUGCAGCCGCCCAGCCCCAAGCUGCCCGCGCACAGCACCAUCCGCAGAACCGCCAUCGACCUCAUCGGCCGCGGCUUUACCGUCUGGGAGCCCUACAUGGAUGUCUCUGCCGUGCUGAUGGGCCUUCUGGAGCUCUGCGCUGACGCGGAGAAACAGCUUGCGAACAUCACAAUGGGGCUGCCCCUGAGUCCAGCCGCCGACUCUGCCCGCUCAGCGCGGCACGCUCUCUCCCUCAUCGCCACCGCCAGACCACCCGCCUUCAUCACCACCAUUGCCAAGGAGGUGCACAGACACACUGCCCUCGCAGCGAACACGCAGUCUCAGCAGAAUAUUCACACCACCACUCUUGCUCGGGCUAAAGGAGAGAUCUUGAGAGUCAUUGAGAUACUUAUUGAGAAGAUGCCUACUGAUGUUGUGGACCUUCUUGUGGAGGUUAUGGACAUCAUCAUGUAUUGCCUUGAAGGAUCUUUAGUUAAGAAAAAGGGUCUUCAGGAAUGCUUUCCAGCCAUCUGCAGGUUCUACAUGGUCAGCUAUUACGAGCGGAGUCACAGAAUAGCAGUGGGAGCUCGCCAUGGUUCAGUGGCCCUCUACGACAUCCGGACUGGGAAAUGUCAGACUAUCCAUGGCCAUAAAGGACCGAUAACUGCGGUGGCUUUUGCCCCUGAUGGCCGGUACCUCGCCACGUACUCCAAUUCCGACAGCCACCUCUCCUUCUGGCAGAUGAACACCUCUCUCCUGGGGAGCAUCGGCAUGCUGAACUCUGCGCCCCAGCUCCGCUGCAUCAAAACCUACCAGGUGCCCCCCGUCCAGCCAGCCUCGCCGGGCUCUCACAACGCCCUCAGGCUGGCACGGCUCAUCUGGACCUCCAACCGAAACGUCAUCCUCAUGGCUCACGACGGCAAGGAGCAUCGCUUUAUGGUCUAGGCCGGGAGAAGGAAGGCGACGGCGCUGGGGAACGUGCUCCUUGCGUGGCGCAGCAGAAGCAGGGGAUCAGUAACACUGUGACGGCGCUCCUCGGCCAGAUCUGCAGCGGCAGGAAUCAAACCAGGCUUUGCAGCCGGGCUGAACCCAGCCCCUUCCUCGCUGGAUAUUGAGUUCACGCAGCAGCCCUCAUUAAACACGUUUUUCCUUCGGAGACGCUUGCAGAAUCUCAGUGUUUACCAAAAAAGGCUCAUUGUUUACAUGUACUUUCUCCUAGUGACCACUGAAUGAUGGUGGCUGAUGCAUCUCAGAGCUAGGCACUUGGCUUUCUUAAUGAGGGGCUCGUUGCCUCGAGAUGGGGAGGGGGUUGAGUUUCGGGGGGUGGAUGGCCUGUGUUCUGAUCUGAAGGGGAUGUUUCCUCAUGCAAAGUCUCGGUUUUCAAGAGAAUCGGAAGUGCUGCUGUGCUCAGUCACUGUUUGCUGUAGUCUGGAAGAAAGAAUAAUAGUCCACAUGUAAAUAAAUUAAAAAAAAAUCUCUUUAAGAUGGAAUAGCAAACUUGAAAAAAGGAGUAUUUAUAUAUAAAGGUGGUUUUUGCUACCAAUGCAGGUAUUUAUUUAAAAAAAAAA